Messenger RNA from Hibiscus syriacus, 823 nucleotides. RefSeq lists its product as uncharacterized. Lineage: Eukaryota; Viridiplantae; Streptophyta; Magnoliopsida; Malvales; Malvaceae. Bases 1 to 738 code for a protein of 245 amino acids. The transcript has 2 exons. The record is from RefSeq and is a predicted model, not a curated record.
AUGGUUGCCGACGUUAGCUCAUCGCACAGAGUUUUAAGUGGGUUCAAGGAUGAUCUAACGCUGGGGAAUGAAUCCGUUGGAGCGAAAUCAACGGCUUUGAUUACUAGAGACUUGCUUGGCGCCGGAGUUUUUGUUGAUUUUAUUAGAUUAAAUGUUGUAAUUAAUGUACGAGUCAUUUAUUAUUUUGUAAAUUGGUUGCAGUCUGGUAAAGUGUACUUGCAAAGAUGCAAUUCUACAAACUCUUCUUCAUCAUCGUCUGAUGGGACUAAGCACCAAACUAAUCAAACAAUGGCAAAGCUUCAAGAUUUGAAUUUCCCGGCAACGCCAUUGCCUUCUUCUAAACCUUUGCUAAACCUAUUUGAUGAGAGCAGCUUGGAAUUGAAAUUAGUCUCUUCACCGUCGUCGAGCAAUUACCAGAGCGUGUGCACCCUAGACAAAGUAAAAUUUGCGCUCGAGAGAUUUGAGAAAGAGCCGGUAAAGAAGCGAACAUCAAUGUCGUCGUUGUGGAAAUCACCUUUAUCGCCUUCGUAUUCUUCGUCGUCAUCUUCGAUCAAAUAUUCACUAGAGGGUGACCUGGGUGAAGAGAAGCUCGUGUCGCCGGUCGCGGCUGGCUGCCCAGCUUGCUUAUCCUAUGUGUUGAUAAUGAAACAUAACCCUAAAUGUCCUAGGUGCAAUACCCUUGUUCCCAUUAUGCCAGCUGCUAAGAAGCCUCGCAUUGAUCUCAAUAUAUCGAUGUGAGUGACUUGAAUAUUCGAUGCUCAAUUAUAAUUUUGUAAAUGAUAGAUGAAUUACAUAUCUUAGCAAAAUUCGGGCAUAUGUAUAU